GGAGCGGAGUCCGGUGCCAGUUAGCAGCGACCUCGGGCGGGACUGGUGAGCUCUCCGCGGGCUCUCUCGCCGUCGGAAGCAAGCGGCAUGUCGCUGCUGGAGCAGAGUCAGCAGUGGUAUCCCACCCACGUCAGGGUGGUGGUGAUCCGAGCCCGCGGGCUGCGCAGCAAGGGCAAGGAUGGCACCAACGACGCCUUUGUCAUCAUGCAGCUGGGCAAGGAGAAGUACUCCAGCUCGGUGGCCCAGAAGAGCCGGGAGCCGCUGUGGAGGGAGGAGGCCGAGUUCGAGCUGCCGCUGCUGCAGCACCAGGGCGCCAAGGAGAAGAGCACCCUGUACCUGAUCGUCACGCACCGGGCCCUGGUGGGGCUGGACAAGUUCCUGGGGCAGGCGGUGAUCGACCUGGCCGAGCUGUACCAACACAAGACCAGGAAUAAAGUCGGGUGGCAUAAGCUUCACUCAAAGCAUGGGAAGAAGGAGAAAGAGAGAGGGGAGAUUGAAGUGGACAUUAGGUUUGUGCGGAACAACAUGACGGCCAGCAUGUUUGACCUCUCGAUGAAGGACAAGUCCCGGUCAACUCUCGGGAAGCUGAAGGACAGGUUCAAGGGAAAGAAGAAAGAUGGGUUCUCCGAUUCCAUGUCGGCAGUCGUUCCCAGCACCGGCGCCUCUGCUGACAGCCACGACGAAGAUGUGGCUCCAAAGAAAUCCAAGCUGAAGAUGCUGUUCCCCAACUCAAACCUGCAGAGAAACACUCUGUCGCAGUCCAUGUCUGUUCUACCCACCGGCCCGACGUCUCCGGCUGAUGUCUCCAAGAAAGCCAGGGCUGUUGACGAGGACUUCACUGAAAUUCACCUGCAGAACUCUCCUGAAGAGGAAAGCUCAAGCAAGACUUUUCAUGUGCCGAAAAUUAUGACCCACAAGCGGACUUCGAGUGCAGACACCAAGCAGGUGAAUUUAACGCCAUCCGUCGCAGGGAAGAAAGAAGCUCCAUCGUUUUUUGGUGGCCUGAGACCAAAGAGUGACCCGAUGUCACAGUCCAAUCUCUGCAUUAAUGGCAGCCACGUUUACAACGAGGAGCCGAAUCCCAUCUCUCCCUCGAGGCCAAAGAGUGAUCCCAAGCUGAUGUCAAACAGUCAGUUCUACACCUCCGUGGAGGACCUGUCGUCCAAGUCGACCACAUCCUCAGCUGAGAUGAGCAGCGGACUCUCGUCUGAUGUCCAAGUGCUGAAAUCUACGACCCCGUCAGCCUCCCAGAGCUUUGGGAGCACUGGUGACCUGACAACCCAAAGAUCUGACCAGCCAAAGGAGAAGGAUGUUAGUCUGCCCCAGAGUCCCAAGAGGGAGCAGCUGGCGGGUAAAAACACUGAUACAGUGAAUGUCGUCGGGGGCGGUACCAAGUCACUCAACCCCUUCGAGGGCGACAUGGCUGAAGAGGAGAAGAAAGUUCGGCUUACACCAGAGGCCGAAGCAGUGCCCAAAAAGGAGGAGCCCAAGCGAGGUGGCAUAUUACCUCUGUUCUCCAGAAAGACCGAAGCUGUCAAGGCUUCCGGAGCAAAGGACUCGCAGAGCCCCUUUGACACGGCAGAGGCAAAGAAACCACCAACCUCCUUGUGGGCGAACAGGACAGCUGCUGUCAAACCCAAACUGGACGUGUCUCCAAAGGCCGAAACCAAAGCCAGCUCUCUGUCAUCUCCUUUGCUUACGGAGCCCUGCUCUCCUUCCUUUCCUGCUGUGAGUGAUCCCUUUAGCUUGGCUCCUGCUAUAGGUUUGAAUGGCUCUACCUUUUCCAGCCUCCAUUUGACUUACAGCCCAGCUGCUCAACCUCUGCACUCUUCGUUGAAUGCCAAGUUGGACUCAAUGGGAUCUUCAUCUUGUGCAGACGAGUUCCAUCUCUCGCCUUCGCCUCUGCCUUCUGCUUGCGGCUCCUCUCCCCCUACCACCUCUUUAGACACCCAAACCAGCCAGUUUCCCUCUGAGCCUGUCAUGGGACGAUCUGAGGAAGCUGCGGUACCAUGCAUGCAGAGCAGAAAGACGUCGGCUCAGUGCUUGUUCCAGGAGCUGAGUGGAAGGAGUGUUGGCGAAGAUUGGUCCAACCGUGCAGUUGAGCAAUGUGACCCAUCUCCAGGUUCUCCGAUUAAAAUUAUUCCAGAAGGCAGGUUAGAAAACACUGACGAAGUUGGGAGUGGAGGUAGUGAACAGGAGAUGGAGAUGCCUGGGAGUAUGGCUUCACAAGGAGAGGUGUUUGUGGAGCCUUUGCCCUUGAUCAACUUUGACCCUAUGCCAGUGUCAGAGGCCAGCCAACCUGUGGAACCACGCAAAGUCUCAACCUGCAGCAGUUUGUCCAGUUCAGAUGUACAGUUGGUCCAGAGGGAGAAGGUUCCGCCAACUCCUGCACCAAGAAAAUUAAUGGCAAUGAACCAAGCCAGUGAUGGCUUAUUGCAACCUUCAGAGGGACAACUGUUAGAGGACUUGAUCUCCUUUCAGUGGAAAGAUGAACAGGAUGAGGAGAUGGCGGUAGAGUCCGCUGAGAGUGGAGAGACUGACCCCACUUUGGCAGUGGGGAAUUCUGUUUACGACUUGUUGACUGGCCAAGGGGAAGGUGACUGUGGUGGAAUGCUGGUAGCUGAGCUUGAGCCUUCCACCAUUUUGAGGGGUGGUUCUUUAGAGGCGAUCACCGACCCUCUGGUCCCCACGGUGGAGGAGAUGGACGUGAACAUGGGCAGUCCUUCCAGUCUGGGGAUUUGCGGGCAGCUGGUCUUUCCUGGGAAGCUGGAAGUUUCUACAGAAGAUGCUUUUACAAAGGAACAGACAGAGGCUGGUAGUCGGUCGCCAUCUCCAGAGCCCCCAACUCCACCUGCUGCGACCCUGGCUUGGGAGUUAGAAGCACAGAGUCCUUUUGACCUGAAAUCAGAUCAAAACCAGAUCAUCACUGAUUCCAAUGACCUGGGCAGCUCGCGGUUCGUGAUGAUGGAGACUAAUGACAACAAAGCCCACUUGCAGGAGUUGGUUAAUGGAAGUCAAAGUGACAAUGAAGUGACCUUGAGUGAAUGUGAGGGGGAGCCUUUCGGUCAGAGCGCAGAUAGAAGUAAAAGAACAGCUCUUCCUGAUAAAAAUGACAGUGAAGAACUAUCCGUGAAAGCUAAUUUUGGGAAUCCAGAGCUAACAGCUGAUGUUAUCGAGCCAAGUAUUUUGGAUGUUGGCCGUGAUGCUUUGCACUCGAAUGAAGAGCCUUUCGCUGAUCCAGAAUUGCAGACUUCUGAGAGUUCGGCAGUGGCUUCCUCUAGUUCUUUCCAGCUGGUUGAGUCCGUUGAUUUUGUUUCUGGUGAGGUUGGGGCUUCUCCUGCACCUUUGGAUUCUGUUGAGCUCUUAGUUCCUCCUCUGUCUCUGUCUGCUUUGUCGCAGUUCGCUUGCCCUGCGCUCGAUGAUCCUCCCUUGAUAAAGCCACCAGUUGGGAGUUGUCACGAAGUGGAGUGCUCUGGCCAGAAGAAGGUGCUUCAGGCAAGGGUUCUGCCUACAGAGACACAACCAAUUCCCUCACAAAGCAGUGGGUCAACAGUGCCUUCCAAACACAGACCCCACCCGGUGAAACCCAUGAGUGCAGUGGAGGCGCGAUUCAACAAAAGGUCUCCGGAGGAGAAUUUGAAGAGCAACAUCAAGAACGUGAAUGUGUUGGUGACGAAGUCUGCUGGGCACUCACUGGCGGUAAAUGAAAAUCAAACCCUCAAGGAUUAUGAUCCUCCUGAUCCGACAGCUGCCUACUCCCAGCUCACCCACGACGAGCUGAUCCAGCUGGUGCUGAAGCAGAACGAGGUGAUUGCGAAGAAAGACGGCCACCUGCGGGACCUGGAGAGCUACAUUGACAACCUCUUGGUCCGAGUCAUGGAGGAAACCCCCAACAUCCUCAAGGUGGCUUAGUGACCCAGCGGGAGGGCGCGGAGAGCGUGCGACGGUGAGCUCUGUGCUCCAAGACUGUGUCUUGCACCAACUACUCACGGGAUUGUUCAAUGCUGAUCGAUUCAUGACCCACAGAUAAACCCAGUGACUGAGUGGAGCCUCUGCUGCGCCUUGCAUUCGCUUCAAAUCCCCUCCAUUGGGGUGUUGAUCAGGUGCCUUCUAGAGUUCCACAGCGGUCACCCAAGUCUAGUUGUACUCUGGGAUCCCAUCACCCUACCUGUAGUUACAGUGGCUUAACCUGUCUGGGGUCAAAGGGGCAAGGGAAGGGACUCAGGCUGCAGUGGGUAGUCCUGAUCCAUCUGUGACCAACCUGGCCACUUGCCUCACAGAACUAGAACAUCACAGUGGUAACGUGAUUGCAAUCUGAGCCCUGAACAUUCCUUUGGGUUUUUAUUUUGCCGUAUUGAGUGUAACAUUCAGCACACGCCACCUUCAACCUGAAAAUGCGUAUAGCAAUUUGUACGUCACCGGGGUUACAAGACAUCCCAUAUUGUUAUAGACUUACAGACCCGCUUCUGUCACUGGACAGCUUUUAUUUAAAACACCAAAAAAAAAAAGAAUUUUGACAUGUUGUUGACAGCCUGACUUUGUGAAGGUGAGCUGCCAGCCAGCUGUGUUGCUGGACUUUGUGGGAGAGUGUUGAAGUCCUAUCUCCCGUGUCAAGGCUACGUGCAAACCCUGAUCUGAAAGGUCGUCUGCGCUGCGGACUCGGGGGGGAAUGGCCAGCACUAUUUAGUACUGACUUUAGGUUGAGCUGUUCUCUGAUCUUGUCAAUCCAUUUGCUAGCAUUUCAUCACCAUCUGAGGAGACGUCAUCAGAUCGCUGUUAAUUGUGGCGUGUCCUCUGAAUGCUUAGCAUUUAUUUACUUGUCAAUCAGCUGAUUGGCCAUUGUUACAGAAACUCGAUUGUGACGUCGUGAUUGGGCCUUGUCGCUGAUUGGCUGCGUGGCGAGCUCUGUGCUUUGCCUGGAAUUUUGCCGGCAUCGGCUUAUAAAAGGGAUCAAGGUCCACAUGUUUGUUUAUAGAACUGUUUACGGAAAACCAUGCUUCUAGGAAUGGUGACGAAAUGUUUUCAAAUGGGUUGCCAAGAUUGAAGUGCAAUUCAACCAGACCGACAACAACCUGAGCUGCACUUUGAGUUAUUUCCGGGCUGACUUUGCUGACAAUCAGGAAGGGGGAACAGUUGCGCCCUAUUGUCAUGUUAUUCGUCUGAGGAGUCUUUGCUGUGGGGGUGAGGGGGAGCGAGGAAAAUACCUUUUUGGCCUGGUGAGGUGUGUAGGGAAGGUGGCAACUACUAAUGAGAUGGUGGUGAGGAAGUAAUAACCCACAAGGUGUUAGGUGGGAAUGGAUCUUGGCUGCUUCUUGUGACCUCCUGUCUCUUUACCUCGGUGUGGAGGUUUUUCCUAUCUUUCUUGAAUGUUCUUCCCAGCUGCGAACCUCUAAAAUUGGAGUUAAAACCCAAUUUCUAAGUUUCAGGGUCCCUAAUUCACCUAUUGGGGUCUUUAAAUUUACUAGCUAACGAGAUCUCUCUUUUUCUAAAAUUGAGUUGGAAAAGCAGCAAAACUGCAGGUGCUGAAAAUCUGAGAUAAAACCAUGAGUGAUGGACUAUUGUGUUAGGCAGUUUCUGUAGAGAGAAAGGGAAACUUUCUGGGUCAACUAUCUUCCAUUGGGGAGAUUUUCACUUGAUAGCACAAGGGGAACAUUCACCUUUGGAGAUAUUUUUGUGAUGGAAUGGGGUUUUGAGCCAGUGUUUUCAUGUUAUUAAUCAUCAUUAUAUGCCUUAUCAUAUGAUGUGGGCACUUGUGGUCUAGUCAUGACCAUGAUUAUUCUUGGCAAAUAUUUUAGCAGAACUGGUUUGCCAUUGCCGCCUUCUCGACAGUGUCUUUACAAGACGCUCAGGUGACCUUGGCCAUUAUCAAUACUCUACAGAGAUUGUCUGCCUGGUGUCAGUGCUCACAUAAUAAGGACUUGAUAUGCAGCGGCUGCUCGUACGACCAUCCACCACCAGCUCCCAUGGCUUCAAGUGACCCUGAUCAGGGGGCUAAGCAGGUGCUGCACCUCCAAGGAUGACCCACAGCUGGCGGAGAGAUGGAGCACCUCACACCUCCUUUGGUAGAGAUGUAUCUCCGCCCCGCCACCCAAAUGGCGUUGUAACCCACCCCAAAUUGUCCAUGGGGGGCGGGGGUGACUUGUCAUCUUCAACAGUUGCAGGUAAUCGAGAUGCUCCCACAGGUACUGUAGAGGGGGUUCUGGGGUCAAAAACAGUAGCGAUGUAGAAAUAAAUAUGAGAUUCUGCAGAUGCUGGAAAUCCAGAGUAACGCGCGCACAAAGUGUUGGAGGAACUCAGGCCAGGUAGCACCUAUGGAAAUGAAUAAAUGGCUGAGGCCCUUCAUUAGGACUGAAAAGGAAGGGGGAAGAAAUCAGAACAAGGUGGGGAGAGGGGGAGGAGGAUAGUUGGAAGGUGAUUGGUGAAGCCAGGUGGGUGGGGGAGGGUAGGAUAAAGUAAGAAGCUGGGAGAUGAUGGUAGAUGGUAGGUGAUGGUAGCUGGGAGAUAAAGUAAGAAGCUGGGAGACGAGGAUAAGGCAAAUGGCUGGAGAAGGAAAUUGAUAGGAGAGGAGAAAUAUGAAGAAAUGGUGAGGCGCUUGAAGCGGCAAAUCUAGCAGUGCACACUGGCUGCUAUCUUCAGUUACUGACUUUCACCACUUAAAUGUGAAGUAAGGCUUUCAAAACAUUGCCAAUGGAAAAGUUAACGGAUAAUCACUCACGACAGGAAAAGCUCAGCAUCAUUAAUUUCAUUCCCCUUUUGGGUUUGAAUUGGGAAGGUAAAUGUCUUGCAGAUGCUGUAAAUCUGAAAUAAAAAGCUGAAAUGCUGGAGAUACUCAGCAGGUCAUGCAGCAUCUGUAGAGCAAAUAUCAGAGGAUUUCUCUCUCCACAGAUGCUGUCUACCUCUAUAUACAUGUUCAACACUUUCUUUUAAAUACAAUUUCAAAUUGUAUGCUUGUGGAACUGAAGAAUCCCAGGUGUUAGUCUGAAGUACAGCUGAAUGUAGAUUACCUACUAUUUUGAAAGAUUAAAUAGACCAUUUCUAAGUUGAGGGGCAUUUUUAAUGUUGCAGUGUUGCAAGUAAAUAGUUACAUGCGAUAACAUGUAGCAGAGAUUGGGGAAGGAGAGGGGCUGUUUCUCCAACCCCAAUGCAUUGGUUCACCCCUUUCCCCACUCAUCCAAAGCAAUUUCCUUUCAGUCCACCAUCUGCGAGGCCUGGACUUCUUGUCGAAGACUGAACAAAGUUAAUUAAUUGCUUCAAUUCCUGAAAUUUGAAGAUUUGUGCCUGAUGGGAGGGGGACACAUUCCAGUUUGAAGAAAUGAGUAAUUAUUUCUGAGACACAUCUUUUUAAAAAAAAAGUGUACAUUUUAAAUCUGUUGUAUUUUGUACUGACUAUUUCCUUUUAUUUGCCUCCCAAACAAGUUGAUCAACAGGUAGAUAUUAAACAUGGUACUGAUCUUUAUCUUUUGCAUUGGCCAGCCUGGUUACAUUUGGCCACCUGCCCAAGUGAUCAUUGAUCUUCACCUGUCUGCCCCGAUGGACAUUUGGUGGGGAGGUCACAGCAAGCAGACACUUGAACUGGUACCCCAAACCUGGCAAACCCCUGCUGGGGGCAAUAAAUGGGGGAAAGUAAGAAUUCUGUGUUCUCAAACUUGAUAACCACAGGAGAGCAUCCCACAUUGGGUGGAAUUUGGAACAAUAAUUUGAGGUCAAGGGUAUGAUGUGUACAUUUGACAUUAAUAAUAUGCAUAUUUUAAAAUUUGCCCAAGUAGGGUGAUAAACUUUUAACUAGGUCAGAUUUUUACCUCUAUCUAUUUUGGUGAUUUACUGCAUAUGAGAUUGACUUGUACAGUAACAGAUUAUUUGAUAGUUACCAUUGGUGAGAUUUAAAUGUGAGCAGGUACGACUGGGGUGCUCAUAAAUGAUUUUCUUAAUGUUUUAAGCUUCAGCGAAGUGUGUGGAUUAGUGAAGUUCCUACGCUGGGAGAGCACGCUGAAUGAAUCCAUACAUGUGAGUUUUCAUUUGACAUAAAAGUGUGUUAUUUCCAAUCUGUUGCAUCGCAGUUGAAGUAAAUAGAUCUUUGGUAUUUGGGUGCAAAUAUUAAACUAUUGGCUGAGCAAGCAAGCCAAGGCCAGGCUUGGGAGCUAUUUUAUGACUUUAGGGAUGGGAAGGAGCCUGUUUGGCUCAAGACCACCUUGGUAAGGUUGUGGUUGAUCUGUGACCUGACUGCAUCCCAUCUGAUGUCAAAUUUUGGAUUUAAAACUUCAUUUUUGGAUCAAGGAAAUAAUUAUUUUCCUUGAACUUCAGAUUUUUUUUUUCUUGUCAUUUUAUCUUGGAUUUAUACUUUCUACUCUACUGAGAAAAGGAAUCAUUCUGCAAGCAAAACGUUUUGAAAAUCAAGUUUUGUGGUACUUGGGGUGGAGGGAAUGAAUUUGAAUUUCCUUGGAAAUCCUCAGUGCUGUUCAGUUUAAAUUGAGGUCAAGGGUAUGAUGUGUACAUUUUGAGAUUGAGAAUAAAGCAUUUUUUUUAAUAGUAUCCGGAAGUGGAGUGAUAAACCUUUAACAAGAUCUGACUUUUAACUAGUUUGGUACUUUACUGCACUUGGAGCCAACUUGUACAGUGACAGAUUAUUUAUUGCUGGGAUUGAAUAUAAAUAACGUUUACCGUCAGCUGCUUGGAAGAUAUUCUGACUUCUGUCUUAAAGCCUGUUGUCAAUCCACCCCCUGUCAGCUCCUCUCGGACUUACUUCAAACAAAUUGUCCCUUGACCUUCUAAAAUCAACUGUCCAAAUUCCUGGUUUGGCCAAUCUCUUGUGUUAAAACAAAUCCCCAUUUUUUUUCCUCCAUUGAUUUCUCCUUGUUGCAUUCCUCAUUACCCCAAUAUUCUACCACUUGCCUAUCCACUGGGGCAAUCUGUAGUGGCCAAUGAAUCUCGCAGUGCCUUGGGAAUGUGGGAGAAAACCCACAUGGUCAUGGGGAGAAUGUGCAAACUCCAGCCGGACUGUCCCAGAGUUUGGGAUUGGUCACGUUUCCCUGGAGCUGUGAAGAAACUGCCCCAUUGUUCCGCCCAGUCUUUGUAUCCAUUCCCUCUAUGUUGGACCAGACAAUACCCCUUACUAUGAGGUCCCCAGUGUAUUUCGUGCAUAUGAUGACAUCAUUGCAUGUACCGUGUUUUUCUGACUUGCUGGCAGUAAUUGAAUCAAAAGUAUUGACCUUUGUUUAUCCCAUUAGGAAAGAAGCAGAAUGCUGAGCAGACAGCUGUCUCCAUGUCCUCUGCUGGUAUUCGUGACAUUGUCUGACUCGCAUAAGUGACUAUCCCCUAAUCCAUUCCCUGAUUCUGUAGUAAUGAGGUGUCUACUUCUUGCCCCAGUUCAUCCCCUGGGGCUCCUGGUCACACUGAGCAAGUUGAUAAGCUGCCCAUCAUCCCAGUCUCCUGCACAUUUGCCAAACUGCUCUACAACUUCCUAAUUUUGUAAAUUUAAAAUUUAAUUUGUCUUAUUGACAAACAUAAUACCCGAGAGCCCUGUUAUAGUAAACUCUGCUGAUGCUAUAGCUUUUUAAUAAAUAAAACUUCAAUGUGUGGCACAGAUAAACAUGUUUUGAAGCCCAGGUGCGUGUGUAAGUAGAGCAAAAUAUAGAUCAACAUAGAAAUGCUGAGUAAAAAUGGAUGUUUUUUUUGGGGGGGGGAUUCAUUGCUAGACUUUGGGUCUUAAAUUCCAUCUGAUGCCAAAUUAUCUUGGGUUAAAUAAAUCUGGAUUAAGGAAAUCUUUUUCUUAGAUUUCUCUGAUCUGGUUUUCCUACUUUAUCUUGGAUUCAUACUUCCUAUACAUCUGAGGAAGAUGUUCUCUUUUUCAGCACAAACUCAGUAAUAAAUUUGGAGAACUAACUUUUGUGGUACUUGGGGUGGAGGGAAUAAAUUCGAGUUCCCAGGGAAACCCUUACUAAUAACUUUGUUGGGGAUCCAGUGUGUUCAAUUAAUCUUCUGAUGAGUUAUAUUUUAAUAUUAAUGUUUGAAGAAAUUUUAUUGGAGAACUACAGUAUAUAUUUGUAGAUGACGACUAGCUCAGGUUAUUGAGUGAUUGAUGGGGGGGGGGAGAAAGACUUUGAUAUUUCAGCAUUACACCUCAGCUUUGAACCUCUGCUUUGACUUGAGGACGACUUCUGCGGAGCUGAGGCGAUGGAUAUGAAUCAAGCUGCUUUCUGCCUGUAACUGACAGGCAAUGGGUUUGUGUACAAUUACUGAUGCCAAACUGCAUGUUGAACAGUAUUGGGCUUGGGUUGUUUGAUUAUGGGCCGGAGCAGCUCCUUCAGAUGUCAAUCUCUGUGAAAGAACCAGAUUGUACUUGGCAUCUGAGCUUGUUACCAAGGCUUUCUGAUCAUCUGUAUUGAUUUUUUGCUGUGAUAUAGAGUACUAUAAUCUUGCUGCUGAAUACCUCAUAUACUGGAUAAGACACUACUGUAUAGGAUUCUAGGCAAACUGAAAUCCAGUGGCUGGCAAUGAGAGCAACCCACUGAUUAGGACUGUGGUUAUUAAGGUGGGGAGGGGGGGAGAGAGAGAGAGGGAUGUCUCCACCAGUGUGCAAUGAUCAAACUAAAUCUCAGAUCUGGCUUAAUAAAAGUUCUCCUAUUUUUGGGCAUCAGAGACCAAGACUUAAAUGGGCUUGGAGCCACUAUCAAGAACACGGGAGGUUCUGCAGAUGCUGGAAAUCCAGAGCAACACACACACACAAAAUGCUGGAGGAGCUCAGCAGGUCAGGCAGCGUCUAUGGAGAGGAAUACAGUCGAUAUUCCAGGCCAAGACCCUUCAUCAAGGGCAGGUCGCUUCUAGACUUCUGCCCCAGACUCUUGUACUCUCAAGCUUCAGGCCUCCAAACUUCACUUCCCAAUGAAUGUUGACCCUUUAUUCCUCUCCAUAGAUGCCACCUAACCUCCAGAGUUGGUCCGGUAUUUUGUGUGUGUGUUGCUCUAGGUUCAAUAACGAGUACUGAAUGGUAAUGGCAAGCAGAAGCCCUCUCUAUAAAGCUAUUUGAAGACGAGCAAACUUGCUGGCACUGAUGGUGACUUGGGGGGAGGGGGGGAGUUGAGGAAAAUGCUGCAGGAUAUUCAAUAGUUUUUAAUCACCUACUGAAUAUUCAGCUUGUGCAUAUAAAAAAAAUUAUGAAAACAGCAAUAUUUAUUCCACAGCUUCCUGCAUUCUGACCAGCAAAUGAAUGUAAUAACACUUUCUAUCACUUGGGUGUGUUUUAUUACUUAGUCUGAAUUAAAAUACUUUUUAUGACAG
Mobula hypostoma (lesser devil ray) is the source of this 11274-nucleotide messenger RNA. RefSeq names its product rab11 family-interacting protein 1-like. The transcript has 7 exons. Gene Ontology annotation, biological process: regulated exocytosis. The record is from RefSeq and is a predicted model, not a curated record. Lineage: Eukaryota; Metazoa; Chordata; Chondrichthyes; Myliobatiformes; Myliobatidae. Gene Ontology annotation, cellular component: intracellular membrane-bounded organelle. Gene Ontology annotation, molecular function: small GTPase binding. The coding region runs from base 88 to 3912 and encodes 1274 amino acids.